AGUGUCAUUUAUGUCGCUACCUUAUCUGUUAUUCUGUGAAUGUAACACAUACAUACAAUAGAAAUAAGAAAAAACGAACAAAAGUUUACAAAAUCACCCAAUUGCUUUCAAUAACAUUGAGCAAACAUCGAACACGUUAUCGUAGGCCACACGGAAAACAAAGUACUGGGACCUAGCAACACAAUGGCCACCGAAGAGCUACCAGCUGAUCUGGACAAGUUGAAAAUAACACAGACUCAUCGUCUCGUCAAAAGUGUGAAGCGAAAUCCAUUUUACGAUGCAGAUAAUGGGUUCGAUCCAUCUGAUGGCUGCGAUCGCGCCACAACUGAUGGCGCCAAGCACCGACCACAACAUCGCUGGAAGUGCAGACCACGCCGUAGAUCCGAGAGUUGUCUGCAGGACUGCAAGCAUGAGGACUCCUUUGUUCCAGAAGAAUCCUUCGAGAUUGUUAGUCCGCUGAGCUGCUCUCACGGCGUCCAGAAGCACUAUCAAAAGCGCAAUGGCGCAUCGAAGAAAAACAUAUUUCGGCCACCAAUUUUGAAGUCCUUGUACGGCUGCGAGCAUGGCAAAUGGAUUGUGCGCAGCGGUAGGAUUGUGCCGUGCAAGCCAAAAGAGGAAUCCAGUGAUAUUGUUGACCAGGUCGCCGACGAACUAAAAUCGAGCUGCACAUGCGCGUUUCGCGAUGUCAUUGGUGAAUGCAACGCCAUGCUCGACCAGUCGAAGCGAAGCACCCUGGGAAAUAGCUGGCACUUGUCGAGGAACAGCAGUUCAUCGAAGGCGCGCCACUCAGCUGGUGCUUUAGAUGUGCCAGGACCUUCGGGAUCCGCACAGAGCCAUAGGAUCGACACCUUGGGAGUUUCUGCCGCCACUAGAUCUCUGUCAGCCGUCUCGCUGGUGGGAGCAACCUGCUCGCAGCAGGCCAGCUACAAUUCGGCGAGUCCAGGGAAUUGCGAUGAUGUUACCAUCGGGGAGCUGGCCAGCUACUUCGACACCAUUGUUCAUAUUCCCAAAAAGAUGUCCUCUAUGGCUGAGAUGAUGUAUAUAUAAUAAGCGAAUCGUCAACCUUAUUAAUUCAUACAAUUUCUCUGAAUAUCUUUCCCCUUGUAACUCAAGUUAUCUAACCUAAAUAUUUAUAGUGUAUAUUAUGUACAUAGUCAUUGGUAUAUUUUGCGAAAUACAGCAUUUCUAAGCAUA
Messenger RNA from Drosophila simulans, 1194 nucleotides. RefSeq lists its product as uncharacterized. Bases 184 to 1047 code for a protein of 287 amino acids. Lineage: Eukaryota; Metazoa; Arthropoda; Insecta; Diptera; Drosophilidae. The record is from RefSeq and is a predicted model, not a curated record. Gene Ontology annotation, biological process: cellular response to hydrogen peroxide. The transcript is spliced from 2 exons.